AUGGAAUCGCUUACUCAGCAGAUGGUUGAUAAAGAAGCUAGACGAUAUAACUUUGCUAGCGGAAGAGAACGUUAUAAUGGAGGUACUUUUUUAACGGAGGUUCCAAGUAGACAGAUCAGAAGGCCAGGAAGACAAGAACUCCCAAGCAUUUACUAUAGAUUGUCUUGUAUCUUACCAUCUUUAUCAUCAGCUUCCCUACCUCAAGAUGAGUUGCUAACCGAUGAAAAAUACUUCUCAUGGAGAGUCAAACGUUCGCUCAAUCAUUGCAUCCAAAUGUAA
Messenger RNA from Funneliformis mosseae, 279 nucleotides. NCBI's taxonomy places the organism in Eukaryota, Fungi, Glomeromycota, Glomeromycetes, Glomerales, Glomeraceae. The record is from the annotation of a GenBank genome assembly.